AUGAGGAGGUGGAUGAGCAGGAGUUGUCUUAUGGUAUGUGGCUUAGGGCUUUACCCCUUGCUAAGACCUUUGAGAAACAACAAAAGAAAUAGUCAAGCUCCAAUAAUUGUAGCAGGAGCUUAUUUAACAUAUCAUCAAGCCACAACCACUGUGGUACUAAGGAUAGAGAUGACAAAGGAGACCAAGAGAGGGUUGGGGAUCCCUCAUGCAGUUCAAGCCUUGCUAAGGCUCAUCCGGUUAGAAAACUGCAACCUGUUCUUUUUUAUGGAAACGCGUCUUAAAGAGAAGGAAAUGCAAGUUGUUAAAUACAAAUAUGGAUUCGAUCAUUAUCUGGUUGUUGAUUGUGCAGCUUUGGGAAGGGGUAGGGCAGAUCGUGUGGCACUUAAGAUCGAACUUGAGAAAAGUAAUGCAAAGGAGAAAAUAAGGUGUCAAUAUAUAUUCAGGUUUGAAGAUGUUUGGUCUAGGGAUGAAAGAUGGGUUACUGAUGAGGACAUUACAACUUUUAAAGCUCUUGAAUCUCAGAAAUAUAAUCUCUUGAAGGAUGAAGAAGUGAUUUGGAGGCAACAUAGUAGGGUUGUGUGGUUAAAAGACGGUGACCGCAACACCAAGUUCUUCCACGAAAAAGCGAAUCAAAUGAGAAAAAUAAAUUCCAUUAGCAAAUUAAGGGACGAGAAUAGGGUUUGGUGGAGAGGAUGGGAGAAGUGUGAAGCGGUUCUGGUGACCUACUUCGAGGAAACUUUUACUUCCUCUUCCCCUUAUAACAUUCGUGAUACGUGUGAAGUGGUUAGAGGUAAGAUUCUUCCAGAUAUAAUUGAUGUCGAGCAGAGUGCAUUCGUGAAGGGGAGACUGAUUACUGAUAAUGCAUUGACAGCUAUGGAGUGUUUCCACUGGAUGAAGAAAAAGCCUAGUAGGAAAUUUUUACCCGAAAGGGGUCUUCGUCAAGGAGACCUCAUGUCCCUUUACUUGUUUGUUUUGUGUGCAGAUGUUCUGUCUGGGCUCUUAAGGAAAGAAGUGGGUUCAAAAUUUAUUCAUGGAAUCCAAGUGGCGAGGCAUGCUCCUAAUAUAUCACAUUUUCUAUUUGCGGAUAAUAGCUUGCUCUUUACAAGAGCGAAUUAUGGUGAAGCGAAUAAAAUUAUGGAGAUUCUGAACAGGAUGAAGCUAAAGAUGGUGCAAUCUCACUCAAAGUACAUGGGGCUUCCAAUGCUUUUUGGGAGAUCCAAGAAAGAGGUUUUCACACUUGUGGUUGAACGUGUGUGGAAGAAAUUGAAAGGGUGGAAUGAGGGUUUCUUGUCUAGAGCGAGAAAAGGGGUCCUAAUUAAAGCGGUUGUGCAGGCUAUUCCAACAUAUGUAAUGAGUUGUUUUAAACUUCCUGGAGGGAUAUGCCACGAAAUUGAAGCUCUUAUGGAAAAAUUCUAG
Vicia faba (fava bean) is the source of this 1416-nucleotide messenger RNA. The record is from the annotation of a GenBank genome assembly. NCBI's taxonomy places the organism in Eukaryota, Viridiplantae, Streptophyta, Magnoliopsida, Fabales, Fabaceae.